GGCUAUCGCCUCUCUCAUAUUUUCCAAUUUCCCCUUUGCAGAAUCUGUCUGGAAGCCGAGAAAAUUACUCUGUUUUCUUUUUCUUUUUCUUUUUCCAUUGGAGAAAUCAACAAGAAUGGAAGUUCCUGUUCUGAACAGGAUUACGGAAAUAGGAGCAGAUCUGAGCUCGCUUCCAAACCCCAAAUUUCUCUCUCGAAUUUUCACUUCCUUUUCCCCAUCUCAACAUUUCUGGAAAUGGGGUGCUCUGAUUAUUGCUUUGUUGGCCACAUUUACCGGUAUUAUCAAUCGGGUCAAGAUUUUGAUCAUCGUCAUUCGCCGGAGAACUCGAACCACUUCGAUUUCUGAACCUCUCUACCGAUCUCUCCACGGCGGAGAGACCGGUGGUUUAGUUUCAGAGAAUCUCAAAUCUCCCCUGCUUUCAAGCUCUGAAUCGGAGGAUGAGAAUGAGGGGGACCGGAAACAGGACGACAGCUCGGAUUUCCGGGUUAAAGGCUCAGGACGGUUUUCAGGUGAAUUUGACGGUCGCUGUUGUUCUCGUCUCCGGCGGCGGCACUGCGACGGAGGAGGCGAUGGAGAUUUGUUUUCGUGGCCAUGUUUUGGGUCAGACGGGAGCGUAGUGAGGCAGUGGGGUGAUGUGAAAUUGAAAUGCGAGUUUGAGGAGUUGAGUGGAAGCGUGAUUUCGUUGUACGAUGAGAAUGAAGAGACGGAGAUCUGCUCUAUUUUUAACGGCGGAACUCCGCUGCAAGCGGCGGCGUUAUCGCCGAGGAAAAUGGUGGUCGCCGCCAGUGAGGGCGUUUCGGCGAAUGUAUCACUGAAGCUUUGGGACAUGCGUGGCCGGAGCCGGAGGCCGGUGGUGGCAGCGGAGUGGGAUUCGCCGUCGGGAAAAAUUGUCGACGUCUAUUACGAGGAUGUAGAAAAUGUGUAUCUUAGAGAUAAAGGAGCCGCCGGAAUAAUGGUCGGCGAUGUUAGAAAAGUUAGUUCAGCGUCGGGGAAUUCACCGGUGGGCAGCGGUGACGGCUUGUGGGAGUCGGGACACUAACGCCGUUUAUAGUUUUGUGAGAGAAAUUUGGUGGUAACGACGGUGAACGGGACGGUGGGCUCGAUUGCACUUUUGUAUAUAUUGAAUUUGUUUGAAUUUUCGAGCAAUAAAAUUUUUUAUUUUAGUUUCA
This is a messenger RNA of Benincasa hispida (wax gourd), 1169 nucleotides long. RefSeq lists its product as uncharacterized. The record is from RefSeq and is a predicted model, not a curated record. NCBI's taxonomy places the organism in Eukaryota, Viridiplantae, Streptophyta, Magnoliopsida, Cucurbitales, Cucurbitaceae.